This is a messenger RNA of Corylus avellana, 2293 nucleotides long. Lineage: Eukaryota; Viridiplantae; Streptophyta; Magnoliopsida; Fagales; Betulaceae. The record is from RefSeq and is a predicted model, not a curated record.
CCAAGGCAACUUUCUCUACUAGGUGGUAGUCUUGCAUACACAGGGGAUGACUUCUUCCAUGGCUUCCCAAGGAGUCUCUUCCUCUUCUUCUUCUACUCGUCGAUGGACGUACGAUGUGUUCCUGAGUUUUAGAGGUGAAGAUACUCGCCACAAUUUUACUGCCCAUCUAUACCAUGCUCUGCAUAUGAAGGGAAUCAACACCUUCAUAGAUGAUGAUGAGGUUAAAAGGGGAGAGGAGAUUUCUCCAGCACUUUUCAAAGCCAUUGAGGAGUCAAAAAUUUCAAUCGUUGUAUUCUCUCAAACCUAUGUAUCAUCCACCUGGUGCUUGGACGAGCUAAUGAAGAUCUUUGAGUGUAAAGAAACAAAUGGACAAAUAGUUCUACCAGUAUUUUACAAGGUGGAUCCGUCGGAUGUACGAAAUCAAAAGAAGAGUUUUGAAAAAGCAUUGGUUAAACAUCAAGAGAGGUUCAAGGAUGACAUCAAAGUGCAGAGGUGGAAGGCAACCCUAACACAAGUCGUCAAUUUGUCCGGGUGGCAUUUAGAGAAUUAUGAGAAUGAAGCCAAAUUUAUUGACAACAUCGUUCAGAAUGUCUCAAGAAUUGUAAACCACACAUACUUACAUGUUGCCAAGUAUCCAGUUGGAAUAGAGUCUCGUGUACAACAGAUCAAUUCACUUUUAAGUAUUGAGAUGAAUGAUAGACGCAUAAUAGGGAUCUUAGGAGUCGGUGGAAUUGGUAAGACAACUAUUGCAAAAGCUAUCUACAACUUGAUUGCCUCCCGGUUUGAAGGUAGUUGUUUUCUUGCCAACAUUAGAGAAACUUCUAAGCAAUAUUUGGGUCUGGUCCAACUACAAAAUACUCUUCUUUCGAAAAUCCUAGGACAUACUGUGAAGGUUGACAAUGUUGACGAAGGAAUUAUCAUGAUAAAGAAAAGACUUUAUUCAAAAAGGAUACUCCUUAUUCUUGAUGAUGCGGAUGAUAAAUUGGUCCAAUUAGAUAAAUUGGCUGGAGAAGUUGAUUGGUUUGGUUUAGGAAGUAGGAUUAUCAUAACGACAAGAGACAAUAAAGUAUUGACUAAUCAUGGAGUAGAUCUAAUAUAUAAGGUGAAGGAAUUGGACUCAAACGAAGCUCUUGAGCUCAUUUGCUGGAAUGCUUUCAAAGGAGAAAAACCCACUGAUGAUUUUCUAAAACUAAUGAAACAUGCAAUACGUUAUGCUGGGUGCCUUCCACUAGCUUUAGAAGUGUUAGGUUCAGAUCUCCAUGGUAAAGAUAUACAUCAAUGGAAAAGUGCACUGGAUAAGUACAAAAAAAUUCCUCACACAAAUAUUCAAGAAAGACUUCGAAUAAGUUAUGAUGGAUUGCAUGAAAAUGAGAAGAAUAUUUUUCUUGACAUUGCAUGUUUUUUCAAAGGAUGGCAGGCAAAUCAUGUUAUCAAAAUACUAGAUAGUUGUGAUUUCUUCCCAGUCGAUGGUAUCAAAGUGCUUAUAGAGAAGUCUCUCAUAACCAUUAAUAUGGGCAAAACUUUGGCAAUGCACGACUUAUUGCAAGACAUGGGUAGAGAAAUUGUUAGACAAGAAUCACCUGAAGACCCUAGCAAACGCAGUAGAUUAUGGUUUCAUAAAGACGUUCGUUAUGUCCUUGAGGAAAAUGUGGGAACAAACAAAAUUCAAGGCAUAUUGAUAGAUUUGCCUGAAGGAAACAAGAUGCGCUUGAGUUUCAAGGCCUUCAAGAAGAUGAAAAGGCUUAGGCUGCUUAUGGUUAACCCUAAUGCGCGCUUUUCAGGAAGACUUGAUUUUCUCCCUAAUGAAUUAAGAUUGCUUGAUUGGCAUGAAUGUCCUUUAGAAUCUUUGUCAUCAAUUUUUCAUGUAGAGAACCUUACUGCUUUAAGAAUGCCUCGGAGCCACCUCAAGGGAUUGGAGGGAAUUGAGAAUUUUCAAAGCAUGACAAUUAUGGAUUUCUCUUAUUGUGAAUUCCUAAAAAUAUUCCCGGAUGUUUCAAGGAUUCCAAAUUUAGUGGAUUUGAGGCUUGAUGGUUGUACAAAUUUAGUUGAAAUUCAUCAUUCUGUUGGAUUUCUUGAUAAGCUAGUUUCUUUGAGUCUUGGUGAAUGCUAUAACCUUAGCAAUAUUCCGAGAAGCCUCAAGUUAAAAUCUUUAAAAUAUCUUUUCGUUGAAGGUUGCUCAAGGCUUAACUACUUUCCGGGAAUGCUAUUGUUACCAUCCCUGCAUGCAUCGAAAGAUUUGUUUGCUUGUGGAGACUUAAUGUGGAUAAUUGCAAGCAACUUCGAAAAAUUCUAA